CCAUCUUGAACGACACUUUAAAAACCCUCUCUUUACCGGCGUCGCUAUCUCUCUCUCUACGGCCGAUCAGUUCUAUAGAAUCCGUCGUACUUUUUGAUCGGUAAUCAACCCGAUUCGAUUUGAUUUUGAUUGAAUAGGGAACUAAGGCGAAGAGCAACCAUGUCUCUGAGACCUAGCGUGAGGACUGAGGUACGUAGGAACAGGUACAAGGUGGCGGUGGAUGCCGAGGAAGGUCGGAGGAGGAGGGAGGACAAUAUGGUCGAGAUCAGGAAGAACAAGAGAGAGGAGAACUUGCUCAAGAAGCGUCGCGAAGGACUUCUUAGCCAGCAAAACCAGCAACAGCAACUCCUCUCCGCCUCUUCUGUGUCCGAUAAGAAGUUAGAAAGUCUUCCAGCUAUGGUUGCCGGCGUUUGGUCGGAUGAUGGUAACGCCCAGCUUGAGGCAACCACUCAGUUCCGGAAGCUGCUUUCAAUAGAGCGCAGUCCUCCCAUUAAUGAAGUUGUACAAUCUGGUGUUGUUCCUCGCUUUGUUGAGUUUCUUGUGAGGGAUGAUUUCCCACAGCUUCAGUUUGAGGCAGCUUGGGCUCUCACCAAUAUUGCAUCUGGAACAUCUGAAAACACCAAGGUCGUCAUUGAUCAUGGAGCUGUUCCCAUAUUUGUUAAACUUUUAGGAUCUCCAACUCAUGAUGUGCGUGAACAGGCUGUGUGGGCACUAGGAAACAUAGCUGGAGACUCUCCUAAAUGUCGUGAUCUUGUACUUAGCCAUGGGGCCUUGCAACCACUCCUUGCACAAUUCAAUGAGCAUGCUAAGCUCUCAAUGUUGAGAAAUGCAACUUGGACUUUGUCGAACUUCUGCAGGGGCAAGCCACAGCCAGCUUUUGAGCAGACAAAGCCAGCUCUGCCAGCUCUUGAACGCCUCAUACAUUCAAAUGAUGAAGAAGUCCUUACAGAUGCAUGUUGGGCCCUCUCAUAUCUUUCAGAUGGUACUAAUGACAAAAUUCAAGCUGUGAUUGAGGCAGGUGUCUGUCCUCGACUUGUUGAGCUCUUGCUGUGAGUAUUGAAUUUCUUUUUUCACCAACUAGAUUUCAGUUUGACGUUAUUUCCUACCUGUUGGGCUCUUCUUUUAAAUGAUACUAACAUUUUCUUUUAAAUUCUGAAUCCUUGUGUUCUUUUCCCUUUU
Messenger RNA from Rubroshorea leprosula, 1179 nucleotides. NCBI's taxonomy places the organism in Eukaryota, Viridiplantae, Streptophyta, Magnoliopsida, Malvales, Dipterocarpaceae. The record is from the annotation of a GenBank genome assembly.